Molecule: messenger RNA, 1783 nt
Organism: Eutrema salsugineum
Lineage: Eukaryota; Viridiplantae; Streptophyta; Magnoliopsida; Brassicales; Brassicaceae
Product: BTB/POZ domain-containing protein At1g50280
Exons: 3
Coding region: 64-1644 (526 amino acids)
Source: RefSeq, a predicted model, not a curated record
UCCAAAAUAAAACAGAGGAAGCUCCCAAGUCACAAGACUCAUUAGGUUUCAUAGUUCGAUGAAAUGUCUCCUCUCUAUGAUCUUAAAAUCAAUAUCAGUGGCCAAUUCACCUUCUUACUCAAUCAGGAUGUUAUUUCAGAGUACUGUGGAAGCUUGCUGAAGAUAAUAAAGCAUACCAAAAAGAAGAGAAACAAGACAAUGAAAUCUCCAGAUAUUAUCACUAUCGAGAUUGAUGAUUUUCCAGGUGGACCAGAUGGGUUUGAGCUGGUUUCAAGAUUCUGUUACAACAACGGAGGAAUCUCAAUCGAUGUCUCAAAUGUCUCGACUUUAUACUGUUGCUCUGUUUUCUUAGGCAUGACAGAGAAGUUCUGUUUCUCUAAUCUCUUGCUUCAGACGGAGAAGUUUCUUGAAGAAAUGUUCUCCAGGUCUUGGAACGACAUCGUUCUGUGUCUCAAGAACUGCGAGCAAGUGUUCCUCCACGCAGAUUCGUAUGGUCUCCUGGAUAAACUCGUUUUCGCAGCUGUGACCAAAAUCUCUCGAAAUUCAGAAGCUUGUUCCUCUUCGCCGUCUUCUUCCUUUGCCUCUUCUCUUUCUCCUGAGACGGCCAAGAACACGCCGGAAUCAGACAAAAGGUCGAAUUUGCGAACUGUUUCUUGCGGAAGAAGCAACGAGUGGUGGUUUGACGAUUUGUCGAGUCUCUCCCCGAGGAUCAUCUUGAAGCUAAUAAGGAUCAUUGGAGCUUACAAAACCAACAUAAAAAGAAUAGUGCUAACCAGAUUUCUUCUCCAUUACCUCAAGACAAAACUCCAAACCAAAUCAGAGCUUGUGAGGAACAAGAUAGAGUAUUCCGAUUUAGCUGAUGCAGCUGUUAAAGGAGUGAUUUUGGCUGGGGAAACUGCGUUUUCUUGCAGGAAACUCUUCUGGGUUCUUCGGGUCUUAUCGAAUUUCAGGCUCAGUAAAGGGUCAAGCACCGGUUUAGAAACCCUAAUCGGAGAAAUACUGGAUCAAGCAACACUUGAUGAUCUUCUGAUAUCUGCAGGAGGAGGACGCAGAGAGAGUGGAUUCUACAAUGUGGAACUUGUGAUAAGGUUACUAAGAGUGUUUGUGAAUAAGAGAGAAGAAGAUUCAAGAGAGAAGAACAUGAAAGAUAUUGGGAAAUUGAUUGACAAGUAUUUGAGAGAGAUAUCUCCAGAUCAGAAUUUGAAAGUAUCCAAGUUCCUUGGAGUUGCAGAGAGUUUGCCAGAUUCAGCUAGAGAUUGCUUUGAUGGAGUCUACAGAGCCAUUGACAUCUAUCUACAGUCUCAUCCGAAUCUAACAUCCGAAGAACGAACAAAGAUUUGUCGAUGUCUCAAUUACAAGAAACUAACAUUGGAGACCUGCAAACAGCUCGCCAGAAACCCAAAGAUCCCUCCAGAUAUCGCCGUUCAAGCACUCAAGUCCAGAUGUGACAAUCAAGAACACAAAACUCCAGAUGUGAAAAUUGUAAGCAAGAGUGUGUCUCGUAGUCGUAGACAUUCACAAGAUAAGAAGCCUGUACUGUUGCAUCUCAAAGGCUUUGAGAUUUCAGCGAAAUUAGCCGAGGAGUUGAAGACUGAAGGAGGAUAUAACUGGAGGGUUAUGGAUAGUUUCAGAGAAGGGUUAUGAGGUCAAAAUCUUCCAAUUCAUCCCGCAAUCUCAUUUGCAUACCAGCGUUGUCCAGAGUCUUGAACAAAUCAUCAGAUUCGACACAUUUUUUAGUAUCGAAAGCUAUGAAUUCAUGGAGCUUACCUUUCACUUCGAUCCA